Enterobius vermicularis (human pinworm) is the source of this 942-nucleotide messenger RNA. Lineage: Eukaryota; Metazoa; Nematoda; Chromadorea; Rhabditida; Oxyuridae. The record is from the annotation of a GenBank genome assembly.
AUGGAUCUGUUUGAAGAAGAAAGUUUCCCUUACGACGAUCUCGUGCAGUUUCGAUGGGAACGAAAAGGUACUGACAAAAAAGACGAAAAUGAUUUGGUCCAGAAGUUACCUGAGUACGUAACACCUUGCAUCAUAGUCUCAAACGAUGGAGUUAAGAAAGGUGAUGAAUCUUCUUGGAACGGUCCGUUACAGUUAGUAGUUGGAGAUACUUCAAAAAGGGGCUGGAAAAAAUAUAGUGGAACUGCCAAAGUAAAAGAAAACAAGGAAGAAACAGCUUGGAGACAGGAGGGUCAAGCGAAGGUUAAAACUGUUAAGAAACCUGAGGUACUUCAAGCAGUUCCAGAAGUGCCGAAAGUUUCAAAGGAGAAAAGUUUCAAAAAAUAUGCUUAUAAUUACCUGCCGUCAACCAGCACAGCAAGACCAUCAACCACUGGAGCAAAGUGGUUGGAUAACUGGAUUACUUCCACACCUGCACCAGUACAGAAAUACUGGAGAAAUCUGAUCUCGAAAUACGAAGACGACCAAUCUCUUUUGAAGAUAGAAGCAAAUGAAGGCAAUCACAUUUUUGAUGAAGAUACAAAAAACAGUGUUUCUUCAGCUCCGAGUAGAGGUUCUCAAGUGACUAAUGUUCUGCCAAAACCAGUAACAGUGAAAUGGAGGUUUGUCUCACCUUUGCUAAGCAGAAUUCACAUUUUUAAUACAAACCCAGUUUAUCCUCAGACUUUGAAUAAGCAACCUCCUAUAUCAAAACGAUGGUACGCAGAAGCGAUUUCUCCAAUCGAGACUUUAAUGUUGUCUAGAUUAGUUUUUGCAGAAAUGAAAACAAUGGUUGGUCUAGUUCGACAGGCCAAAUUGGAUUCACAUGGCCAAGAAGUUACUACACGAUUCGACGAAAACACUUCUUUAACACCUCUCCAGGACUCUUUGGGUAAAAUUUCUUAA